Molecule: messenger RNA, 2077 nt
Organism: Pyricularia oryzae 70-15
Lineage: Eukaryota; Fungi; Ascomycota; Sordariomycetes; Magnaporthales; Pyriculariaceae
Product: cell wall glucanosyltransferase
Exons: 2
Coding region: 518-1621 (367 amino acids)
Biological process (GO): fungal-type cell wall organization; carbohydrate metabolic process
Cellular component (GO): fungal-type cell wall
Molecular function (GO): hydrolase activity, hydrolyzing O-glycosyl compounds; glycosyltransferase activity
Source: RefSeq, a predicted model, not a curated record
GCUCCCUCCUUCACUUGACGGCUCUGGGCAGGGGUUCAUCUGGUUCAAUGUUACGUACAGCCAGCCAGGCAAUCAAUCCCGCCGUCCGUCCCUACCAAGGUCUCCCAAAUAAGUUGAAUAAAGUCGGCCGUCGUCCUUCCUUUCACCUUGCAUUGAAUGUGCCCUUCCCUCCUCUUUUACUUCCCAUCUCGCACAUCUUUUAGUGUUGGACAUCUUCUUCCUUCCACCUCUAGAUUAUAAUUUUCUUUCCAGACUCUCGCUCAGACAAAGUAAUUCAACCCAACUUUCGCUAAUCAUUCCUUCUUGGACCACCUCUUUUUCUUUUCUUUCCGACGCCAGUCCGAGCACCCAAGAACCAAGAAAAACAAAAACCACCCGGUCAUUCUUGAUUUAAAUUUGCUUUGCUCUCCCGGAUUCUUCCCAUCAGAGCAUUUUUGGAUCAGCUUGUUGUUUUUUUGAAAGUCCUCGAGAGAGAAGAACUUUAUAUUCUAUCGCAUACAAGCGAACAACAACAGUCAUGUACACAAAGACCAUCUCUGCCGGCCUCAUGGCCCUCCUGGCCUCUGUUGCCACGGCUCAGACUCACACUGCCUGCAGCCCCAUCCUGAGGGAUGACUGCCCCAACCCCAAGGCUCUGGGCAAGACUGUCGAGAUCGACUUCACUAAGGGAGACGAUAAGACCGGCUUCUUCAAGAAGCUCGCCGGCACCGAGUACAACGUCACCCCCAAGGGUGCCGAGUUCACCAUUGCCAAGCCUGGUCAGGCUCCUACCCUCGUCUCCAACUCAUACAUCUUCGGAGGCAAGGUCGAGGUUAAGUUCCGCGCCGCCCCUGGCGCUGGUAUUGUCAGCUCCAUUGUGCUGCAGUCCGAUGACCUUGACGAGAUCGACUGGGAGCACGUCGGAAACGACCAGAUGCGUGUCCAGAGCAACUACUUCUCCAAGGGUAAUGACACCGUCUAUGGCCGUGGCCAGUUCCACGACCUGCCUGCCAACGGCAUGGACACCUCCCUGACCUACACUCUUGACUGGACCAAGGACCAGCUCCAGUGGAUUGUCAACGGCAAGGUCGUCCGCACCCUGAAGCGCGCCGAAACCACCCCCGGUGCCAACGGCUACCCCCAGACCCCCUGCCAGAUCCGCAUCGGCACCUGGGUUGGUGGCGCCGAGGGCGGCAACAAGGGCACCAUUGACUGGGCUGGCGGUCUGGCCGACUUCUCCAAGGCUCCCUUCACCGCCAUCUACGAGUCGAUCAAGGUCACCGACUACUCGACCGGCGCCACUGAGUACCAGUACACCGACCGCUCGGGCAACUGGGAGAGCAUCAAGGUUAUCAAGGGCGACGGCAAGGACAACAGCAGCAAGGAUGGUGACAACAACACCACCACCUCGCCCUCCAGCACCAAGGCCAGCAACGGUACUGCCACUGGCCCCUCGACCAUGGCCACCUCUGCCACCCGCCCUUCUAACACCAGCGCCACCGGUGGCAGCUCGACCAACGGCUCGACCAGCACCCCUGCCUCGAAGACGAGCGCUACCCCCGCCGCUACUGGUGCUGCUAUUGCCAACCUGCCCAACCUUGUCCUGGCCGGUGCCGCCGGUCUGGGUUACUUCAUGCUGUAAACCCAGCAAAUCAAUCAAUCAACAAAAAGCAGAAAAAAAAUAGCAGUAUAAACAUGUGAUUUUUUGGGGGGGGGGACCGGCUUGGAUUGUAUGACCUUUUAUUUCGUCUGUUGAUACUUUUUUGUACUGCAAGUCUUUUAUACCAAUUUGUUUUUUUCUCUGCUCCAUUGCUCGGGACCCAACGGUAAUCAUGAUUUCAUCGACCUGUCUUGAAGGGUAUUGUUUUACAUGACGGGCAAACAUUGAGUAUUGGAUCAGUCAGCAAAAGGGGAUUGCUUUCACUUCCAUGACUAUAGAUUCUACAGUGUUCCUUCUUGUCUAUACUUCUUUCAACUACUGCAUAGAAUCAAAGAGUAUACCUGAAAGACUUCAUUCCGCUUGUUCCAGUGACGAUCAAUACAUACGUAUUUUAGCCCCUUGCAAAUCCAUGGUCAUUGGGUUGUGAUUUCUGCGACA